This is a messenger RNA of Mercenaria mercenaria, 578 nucleotides long. RefSeq lists its product as uncharacterized. The record is from RefSeq and is a predicted model, not a curated record. NCBI's taxonomy places the organism in Eukaryota, Metazoa, Mollusca, Bivalvia, Venerida, Veneridae. The transcript has 4 exons. Bases 61 to 438 code for a protein of 125 amino acids.
UCCGCUGACAGUGCAAUCCUUUUCUGUACGGUCAAAUUUCUUAUUUGUAACUAAACAAAAAUGGGUACAUGUCUAGGAAAGCAUAGGAAAAAGCGAAACACUGUAUGCCCCUCUGGCACAGAGGGAGAUUUACGUAAAAAUUCCACCAGACGUAAAGUACCAGAAGACAUGGUACAAAAGCUUCAGGAUGCAAACGCCAGGGAUUCUAAAGUAGCAACUGCUGGAGUAGCAUUCACAGUGGACUUCCGGGAUGGGGAUCCUACCAGGAUGCCAUCUAGACUGGCAGACAGACUUGACGGAGCCAUCACACCUCCCGAGGACGGCAACGAGGUAAAAUACACAUCUCAGGAAAGACGACUAUUGGCAGAGCUUUUGCGAAAUGAUGUUUUGCGCGAGAAGAAAGAAAAGACCGCAAGGCGUUCUGGACCCCGGCCUUAAACAGGGGAUCCCUAUAAAGUCGUAAAUCGAUUUGGAUGCUGAAACUGUGCAUUGGAUCUUUACGACACAUUCCUGUUGAAACUGAUGACAUUUCAUUUUUACGAUAUCAGUUAAUACAAUAUAUUAAAAUUGAUAUGUAU